Drosophila biarmipes is the source of this 2122-nucleotide messenger RNA. RefSeq names its product cartilage oligomeric matrix protein-like. Gene Ontology annotation, biological process: cell adhesion. NCBI's taxonomy places the organism in Eukaryota, Metazoa, Arthropoda, Insecta, Diptera, Drosophilidae. The record is from RefSeq and is a predicted model, not a curated record. The transcript has 4 exons. Bases 446 to 2008 code for a protein of 520 amino acids. Gene Ontology annotation, molecular function: calcium ion binding. Gene Ontology annotation, cellular component: extracellular region.
CCAAUGCGUGCAGGUGGGCUAUCCACCCUAUUUUCACUGCUUCUCUUGCCCGGCGGGUCACGAGGUGAACGGAACAACCUGCCAGGACAUAAACGAGUGCGAGGUGUACUACCCAUGCGACGACCUCACGAGCUGCACCAAUCUCAGUCCGGGCUUCCAGUGCGGUCCGUGUCCAGUCGGCUUCGAUGGAACCCAUGCCCACGGCUAUUACGCCGAUUACUACUCCCUGGACUAUCGCAAGCAAACCUGCCUAGACAUCGACGAGUGCCGGACUGGAUUCUUCCGAUGCCCUGAGCAUUCCACCUGCAUAAAUGAGAUUGGCUCCUACAGAUGCCAGUGCCAUGAAGGCUAUGUGACGAACAGCACCUACAGCUGCCUGGACAGAUCCUCGGUGUCCGUGUGUCCAGAUGGAACUGUUUGCGAUCGCAAUGCCGCGUGCUUCCGGAUGGACAAUUUGCUCCACAGGUGCCACUGCAAUGUCGGAUGGGCAGGCAAUGGAUUGCUUUGCGGAAGAGAUUCCGACAUGGAUGGAUGGCCAGACCAAAAGCUUGAAUGCCCGGAUCUGCACUGCCACCGGGACAACUGCCCGAUGCUGCCCAAUUCGGGUCAGGAGGAUGCAGAUCUAGAUGGUUAUGGUGAUGGGUGUGAUGAGGACGCCGACGGCGACAAUGUCCAGAACACUCAGGAUAACUGCCCGCUGAACUUCAACACGGAGCAGGUGGACUCCGAUGGCGACAGAGUGGGCGAUGUGUGUGACAACUGUGUGCUCAAGUACAAUCCCGGGCAGCUGGACACGGAUGAGGAUGGUCGGGGUGAUGAGUGCGAUGGGGACAUCGAUAAUGAUUCCAUACCCAAUGAGCUGGACAACUGCCCCUUGCUGCCGAAUCCCAGUCAAGCUGAUAGUGACAACGAUGGUGUGGGCAAUGUGUGCGACAACUGCCCGAAUCUCCCAAAUCCCGAUCAGAAGGAUCGCGACAUGGACUUUGUGGGCGAUGCCUGUCACCGUGACAUAGAUGGGGAUGACGAUGGAGUGCCAAACUCUUUGGACAACUGCCCCAUGGUCAGCAACUCAGAUCAGCUGGACACCGAUGGGGAUGGAACGGGCGACGAGUGCGAUGAUGACAUGGAUGGCGAUGGCGUACCCAACUACAAGGACAACUGUCCGCUGGCCAGCAAUCCCAAGCAGGAGGACUUCAAUCGCAAUGGCAAGGGUGACUGUUGCGAGGAGGACGAGGACGUGGAUGGGGUGCCCAAUACCAUAGAUAAUUGCCCCAACAACUCGAUGAUCCAACAUACGGAUUUCCGCACCCUUCAAACCAUCCCACUGGACCCGAAAGGCCUAUCCCAAGCGGAUCCCAACUGGGUGGUGCAUGCCAACGGCACCGAGAUUGUCCAGACCCUCAACUCGGAUCCAGGCCUGGCCGUGGGUAAAGAUGCCUUCGGCGGUGUGGACUUCGAUGGCACCUUCUAUAUCAACGAUGAUACGGAUGACGACUAUGCGGGUUUUGUUUUCAGCUACCAGAGUAGCUACAAAUACUAUGUGGUUCAGUGGAAGAAGGGUACCCAAACCUACUGGGAGCCACGACCCUUCACCGCAUCCGCGGCACCAGGAAUCCAGAUCAAGCUGGUCAACAGCACAGAGGGUCCUGGGCCCACAAUGCGGAAUAGUUUGUGGCACGAGGGUAAUACCGAUGGGGAGGCCAGACUGCUGUGGAAGGAUCCGAAGAACAUUGCCUGGAAGGAGAGAACCUCCUACCGCUGGUCCCUGGUGCAUCGACCGGCCAUUGGCCUCAUCCGCCUGCAAAUGUACGAGGGUCACCGCCUGAUCUUCGACUCGGGCAAUGUUUUCGACUCCACGCUGAAGGGCGGACGGCUGGGCGUGUUCUGCUUCUCGCAAAGGAUGAUUAUAUGGUCCAACCUGCAGUACAAGUGCAAUAACCGCGUAAAAGCCCUGAUCUACAAUGAUCUGUCCGAUUAUCUGAAGACGAAGGUGGAGUUGCAGGACUGAUGAGAAUGUCCGCCCAGUAAUCCUUUUUUGCCAUCAAUUUUAACCAAAUUAAAUAGUAAUGCUACCACUUAGUUAAUAAAAGAGUUGCCAGCCGAGUUGGCCAUUUAAGAAACA